AUGUCUGACGCUGCUACUGAACAAAGAAGAAAGAGAACUUUCAAAGCCUUCUCAUACAGAGGUGUUGACUUAAAAGAUUUAUUGGAAUUACCAACUGAAGAAUUUGCUAAAUUAGCUCACGCUAGAGUUAGAAGAAGAUUCCAAAGAGGUUUAAACAACAAAACUAAUGGUUUCAUCAAAAAAUUAAGAGCUGCUAAAUUAGCUACUCAACCAAAUGAAAAACCAGCUGUUGUUAAAACUCAUUUAAGAAACAUGGUUGUUGUCCCAGAAAUGAUUGGUUCAGUUGUCGGUGUUUACAAUGGUAAAGUUUUCAACCAAGUUGAAAUUAGACCUGAAAUGGUUGGUCACUACUUAGGUGAAUUCUCAAUCACUUACACUCCAGUUCGUCACGGUCGUUCAGGUGCUACCUCAAACAGAUUCAUUCCAUUAAGAUAG
Hansenula ciferrii is the source of this 435-nucleotide messenger RNA. It is a transcript of the gene RPS15, whose product is annotated as 40S ribosomal protein uS19. Gene Ontology annotation, cellular component: ribosome; cytosolic small ribosomal subunit. The transcript is spliced from 2 exons. Gene Ontology annotation, biological process: ribosomal small subunit assembly; translation. The record is from RefSeq and is a predicted model, not a curated record. Gene Ontology annotation, molecular function: structural constituent of ribosome; RNA binding. NCBI's taxonomy places the organism in Eukaryota, Fungi, Ascomycota, Saccharomycetes, Phaffomycetales, Wickerhamomycetaceae. Bases 1 to 435 code for a protein of 144 amino acids.